AUGGCUGCCUUUAUUAAAACAAUUAUAUUUUCUGCUUUUACCGCUGCAGCCGCUGCAGCUACAGCAGUGAAGAAUGAAGCUCCUAGUCUUCCAAUGCUGUCAAAACAAGGUAAGAUAUUUUCAAAUCUAUUAUAGAUAUACUAAAUUUAAAUUCUGUUUAGCCGGUUAUUACACUGUCAGAGUUGGCGUCGGGACUCCACCUCAAUAUCUGAACUUGGCUCUGGACACUGGGACGGCGAAAUUCUUUGUUUUGGAUGGAAUUCUGACCGCUCAAGUCAGCAAAGAAAUCAAUACGUUCAAACCGCUGUAAGUUUGUUUCUACUGGAUGGAGUAAAGGAUACUUGACAGAUUACCGAACUGUCAUCGGUCUGACAAAAGUGUGUAUAGUGCCGGACCUAAUCUAGUGGCAAAAACGUAUCAUUUUGCAUCCGAAAACUACCAAGAAAUGUGGCAAAAUGCCUCCCUUUCCAUCUUAAAAAAAACUUCAUUUUGAAGGGCUUCUCACAAAAAAAGCGGGCGCGCUUGUGAAAUCCGAGUUUUUCUACUUGUACAGGGAGAUCAAAACAUUGCCUACAGUGGCAAAAAACGUUCAAUUUUGCAUCGGGAAGUGUCAAAAAAUUGGCAAAAUGCCUCCCUCUCAAACUAAAAAUCCCCGUUUUGAAGGGCGCGUUUUUAAAAUCUGAGUUUUUUUUCACCUGAAGGUGGAGGUAUUUUGCUACUUUUUUUGAUGCUUCCCGGUUGCAAAAUUGUAUAUUUUUUGCCACUGCAUCAGGUCCGCCACUGUAGCAUCCAUAAUUUUAGAAGAUCCUCCAGCUUCAAGCUGGACAGCGAGAAUAAAGGAACGUUCCUCGAAACGUACCGGCAUAUCCACUUGACCGCCCAACGAGCCACAGAAACCGUAACCAUCAACGGGUUUGAGGUGAAAAAGCAAAAGAUUGAAUUGGUCACCGCUUUCCGCAACAUUAAUGCAUCCGAUUUCCCCAAAAUUGAUGGUGUUCUGGGGAUUGGCUUUCAACUUGGCCGAACUCCUUUCAAAUAUUUCGAUUUCACAUCGCCUUUGCACGACUACGUAAAAACGUUCAGUUAUCCGGUAUUUACUGUGUAUAACAAUCCAGUGGUCAAUAGUAGUACACAAUUAGCUGGGAAGAUAACAUUUGGCGAUAAGGAUGAAGAAAAUUGUGAUGGGAUGUGGUUUCGACCGCAAAUUUCAUAUCAGCCGCAACCACUUUGGACAUUUAGAGUUAAUGGGUAGGUUAGGAUUGCUUAAUAAAAAAUUGGUUACAGAGGGUGACCUGACACAGUGACAAAAAACGUACCAUUUUGCAGCCAGAAAGCAUCAAAAAAUGUGGCAGAAUACCUCCCUCUCCAAAUGAAAAACUCACGGCGCGCCCUUCAAAACGAAGUUUUUUUCACUUGGAGAGGGAAGCAUUUUGCCACAUUUUUGAUACUUCCCGGAUGCAAAAUGGUACGCUUUUUGCCACUGGAUCAGGUCCCCCACUGUAUAUUACAUAUUAUUCAAGUAUCUUACCUUUCGUUUGUGAAGUUUUUUUCUUUUUUAUCAUCUUUUUAUGCAUCAUUAUCAUUUCAAGCCCCAUUUUUAACCUCUGUUUAUAUUCUAUUAUAGUUAUAUGCUUGGUGGGGUUGGCUUCCACUACAAGUCAACAAUCACGCUGGAUUCUGGAGACAAAGACAAUUUCUUCCCCGCCGAAGUUGUUCAGCACUUGAGUGAGCGUUGGAAGCUAGAGAACGGCACCGACGACAGAAGUUUCUACAUCGCUUGCGACAAGAUUCCCCAGCUUUCCACCUUCUCAAUAAUCAUCAAGUAUGGCGAUGAGAUCAUGGAUUACGAUGCGAAAAGAUUGUUUGAAGAUGUGAGUUUUGAAUGCCUGAGAAUGUCUUCUUCUUUUUGUGAAGAAUAAGCCAGUGAAUUGACGGACUCCAAGGGUAGCAAAAAAGUCAAAAAAAUUUACUUUUGACCUGACUACAGUGAGGGACCUGAUCUAGUGGCAAAAAACGUACCAUUUUGCAUCCAUGAAGCAUCAAAAAUGUAGAAAAAUGCUUCCCUUUUCAAGUGAAAAAGCUCCGUUUUGAUGGACGCGACCGCCAUUUCACUCACAAAAAGAGCGGGCGCGCUUUUGAAAUCUGAGUUUUUUCAUUUGGAGAGGGAAGCAUUUUGCCACAUUUUCGAUACUUCUCGGAUGCAAAAUGGUACGCGUUUUGCCACUAGAUCACAUCCCCCAUGUAUAUAGUUUGUAAUCCCUUUAUACGAAAAAUAUUUUGAAACUAUCACAUUUCAAGGUACCCGCCUUGCGACGCUCAGGGUUUAUAGAAAAAGGUUGUUAUAAAUAUUAGUACGUUGCACUAGACCUUCUCGAAGGUACGCCAAAAAUUGUGGAAGUUUGAUAGAGGUCAGAGACUAGUCGUCUUCUUUUAUAGGCUGCUGCGGUUGAAAGCUAAAACCGCCAUGUCAGUGGGGCUAACCUUUAUGCCAAAAAAUAGCGUUGGAAGAAAAAAAUCAAGAAAAUCUAAUGUGACUUUAUAAAAUACGAAGCGAUUUUCUAAGCAGUCGUGCAUAAAUCCAAAUUUCAUUAUCCUUCUAUUUUCUUUUUCUAGGCCGGAAACAACCGUUGUCGUCUGAACGUCCUCCAAACCGACGGACUUUGGCAAAUCAGCCAAAACUUGCAUACAGAUUACUGUCAAUACUACUACGUUACCGGGAAGGCGGUUCAAUUUGCCGCGGCUAAGAUUCAACCGUGA
This is a messenger RNA of Bursaphelenchus xylophilus (pine wood nematode), 2757 nucleotides long. The record is from the annotation of a GenBank genome assembly. NCBI's taxonomy places the organism in Eukaryota, Metazoa, Nematoda, Chromadorea, Rhabditida, Aphelenchoididae.